This is a messenger RNA of Anastrepha obliqua, 2841 nucleotides long. It is a transcript of the gene moody, whose product is annotated as G-protein coupled receptor moody. Lineage: Eukaryota; Metazoa; Arthropoda; Insecta; Diptera; Tephritidae. Gene Ontology annotation, cellular component: membrane. The record is from RefSeq and is a predicted model, not a curated record. The transcript has 7 exons. Gene Ontology annotation, biological process: G protein-coupled receptor signaling pathway. Bases 382 to 2037 code for a protein of 551 amino acids. Gene Ontology annotation, molecular function: G protein-coupled receptor activity.
CGUUCGGUUCGAACUCCGCUGAUAUUGCAUUCAUAGUUUUACGCGGUUACAGUUCAUUCACAAAAGUAUUUACAAAUACGAAAUUUAGUGGCAAACAUUUAAUGAGUUAUCGAAAAAGUUGACACAGUUCUUUUCUUAAAGCGAGGCGAUUGAGGUAAAGGUGAGCGUAUUGGUAAUUACAAAUUCGCGCUUCACGAUCCAUUACAUAUGCACGGCGUAGUACAAUGAGAAUAUGGUCAGAAUAUUUUUGAGUCGAAUUUUGAUUUGCUAACGUUUUUCAAUUAGUGAUAUUUUAAGAGAUGUAAUUUACUCCACUACGACAAAGGCGAUUAAAAACGAUAAGCAAGCGAUACUUCUUCAGUAACUAAAGGAAAAAUUAGAAUGGAUUACACAAGCACUGAAACCAACUUGGCAAAUGAGGACGGGACCGACAAGUCUGGGUUUUCUCCCGCUUUGUUAACAUUUGCUGGAGUAGCAACUUUUACUAUAAUGAUUGUAGGCAUAUUUGGCAACUUUCUCACCGUUGCUGCUUUGUAUAAAUGUCCAAAAGUCCGAAAUGUGGCAGCGGCCUUCAUUAUAAGCUUAUGUAUGGCCGAUUUGCUGUUUUGUGCCAUAGUGCUUCCCUUCAGUGCUUUGCGGUUUAUUCAAGGCACUUGGACUCAUGGAAGUUUUCUUUGUAAACUAAUACCUUUCAUCCAGUAUGGAAACAUUGGCGUAUCAUUAUUAUGUAUAGCAAUGAUUACAAUUAACAGGUACGUUAUGAUUGCUCAUCAUGGUUCGUACGGGAAAAUAUACCGGAAGCAUUGGAUUGCGGUUAUGAUAAUCUUCUGUUGGGCAUUCUCAUAUGGUAUGCAGCUACCUACUCUCCUAGGAGUGUGGGGAAAAUUUGAUUAUGAUGAAAGGUUGGAAACCUGUUCGAUAAUGAGUGAUAAUCAUGGACACAGCAGUAAAACUACACUUUUCAUCACUGCAUUCUUAAUACCCGGUAUGGUGAUAAUCGCUUGUUACACAAAAAUAUUCUGGGUGGUACGCCAAUCAGAGUUACGAUUGAAAAAACAUGCGAAUCAGCAAAAUUCCAUUCCGAAUAAUUUAAGACCCACACAAACACCUACGGGUACUGUUGUGGAAAGCGAGCAAAAUCGAAUGUCAUCUAAUUUUGCUUCAGACAGCAGUUUUUCCACUGAUACAAAACAGGAUAUCAUGCAGAAACCCUCUCGCAUCAAGGAUCAACGAGAGAUGAGGGCAAAACGAAAUGAAUGGCGUAUUACAAAAAUGGUGUUGGCUAUAUUUUUAUCAUUCGUAAUUUGUUAUCUGCCCAUAACAAUUGCCAAAGUAGCCGACAAAGAUGUAGAGCAUCCAAAUUUUCAUAUUUUCAGUUAUAUAAUGCUGUACUUGUCGGCCUGUGUAAAUCCAAUUAUCUAUGUUAUUAUGAACAAGCAAUAUCGAAAGGCUUACAAGACAGUAAUUAUGUGUGAACCUUCAAAACUAUUGCCAUUUGCAAAGGGAACCGCUGCCGGUAGUAGUGCUGCAGAGAAAUGGAAAGAUACCGCAUUGAGCAACAACCACAGUCGAACAAUGGUCUCGCAAAUGUCACUGGGAGAGCAACAAAAUUCCAACCCGAGCAAUAUGCAACAACAGUGCAGUUCCAUGGAAUUAACGAACAAAGCGCCCUCCCCAGACCCAUUACCAAAUGCAAAUGCAAUAAUGGAGGAGAGCAGAACCUACAAAAACAACCCACAAGUGCUUCCAGCGUCGAUGCACAUAACCCAAGUAAAUUCCCUAGCCAACCAAUCGUCACUUUUCAUGCUGAGAGCGCCGAGCAAGGAACUGAAUCGAAUAGCUUUAGUCGGGGGCGACAUAAUUCUCGAGGAAGAGGAAGAAGUAGCAACACCAACUCAACUGGAGCCAUCAACCUCCACAGAGGUAAUAACAACAGUGAAAAAGGACGUUGCACAGAAGAAAGCCCCAUAUUAUGGCCAAAACAUAAAUGUCAUUCCAGAUAAUGACGUUAAGCUUAUAGAUAAGACAAAAAUUUAAAAGACUUUUUCAUUUGCUUUAAUACUGUUACGAUAUUUAAAAUUUUUAGUUAUUAAGUUUACGAAAAUAAGUAGAAGUUAAGAAUAUACAAAAACUAUAAUAAGCAACAAGUUCUGCACCAAAAAUGGCGAUUUACCGAAAAGUUAUAAUACUUUUUAUUAAGUUUUGUUUUUUAGUUUUUGAUUGUACAUUGGUCAUAUUAUAUGUGUGUAUGUACAUAUGCAUGUAUAAAUAUAAAAACCCACAUAUGUAUGUAGGUAUGUAAAUAAAAAUUUUUAACGUGCACUAAAGCAAUUGCCAUGUUCCAACUCCAUGUCUGAGACAGUUCAGAUUUCUCUUGCGAAAUUUUGUUUUCACCUGUUUAGAAUUAUUUAAAAUGGCCAGAACUACUGACCAAAAUAAGAUGCCGCUGAUAUAUGGACCAUUAUCAGAUUUUUCGUUCGAUCUAUUGUUGACAGACCGACUUUUAUUCGAUACUGGAUACUCAAAAGAUAAAGAUGUAUCGAUCGAUGUGGAUUUAAGGGGGUAGUAUGGUUAAUUCGGUGUAAAACAAGCAUAUUUUUCGAAAUUUUUUUUGUCGGCACAGUUGAUUUAUUCAAAAUUUUAAAAUUAAUUCAUUAUAAAGUCAUAUUUAAAGAAUAUUGUGUGAAAUUUUCAUUGAUUUUUAUGAAGAAAUGAGUUGGUGGCAGUGAAUCUUCGCGGACGUCUCAUAAAAAAGUUGUCCCUCAGAACCCAUUACUGGAUCAACUAAAAUCAAAAAACCAAAUUGAUUUCAUCAGCUAAUAAAGUUUCGCAGGUAACAAC